AUGCAGAAUCCUUUAACUUUUUCUGCAGGUGGUGUUUUUUUGCAUGCUAAUCCUGCAGAGAAACAUUGUGUCCAACAAAGUAUGCUGGGUCAGCAAAACCAAGAAACUUGUGCUGGAAAGACAGUAUCCACAGAUAAACACAAAUCCCCUUCAGAUAUAAUACGAAGUUUUCAGAAGAAAAGUCAGUUUCGGACCAUUGCUCCAAAAAUGGUACCAAAAAUUUUGACAUCUGGAGUGGUUUCUUGUCUUCAGUCAUCUUUGCCUGAGCAAAAUGCACCAAUUUCAGCUGCAGGUUGUAAACCACUGGUGGUACCAACUCAAAACUAUGCUGUCAUGCAGGUGGCUGGUCACGAGGGGACUUUUUCUCUGUUGGCCUUGCCAUAUAUGGCCCCUGCCCUGACACAGCAAGUCCAGCAGUCAAAUGUUUCUGAAAACCUAAAGCUGCCUAUCCCUAGGUACCAAUCUGUAAGAAAUAAGUUGCUGAGUGACAAAAAAACAGCACAAAUCUCUGUAUUGGGUGCAUGUAACAAGACUCCUACCAAAGCAUUGAUCUCAUCACAGACUUGUCCCAUGACUACUUUAACUGAAGACUGUUCUGAAACUCAUUCUAGUUCAGAUUCAACUGAGCAAGCGAUGCUAGCAGACUCUGACUCAGCUGAAAUUACAGCUGCCACAUUAGUAAAGAAAAGUGACUGUGUGGAAUCUGUAUCUCCUUUAGUGAACAAAACUGAAAUUGCUAAUGAUAAUGUUUCUGGACCAUCUGUAGUUAAAGACUCUUUAUCCAAGCCAGCAAGUGCAAUUAAUCCCAUAAAACUAAGUCUACGCUCUGCAAAGAGAGCAUCUGGAACCACAAAAGAGUCAGUCAUAGCGUCUGAGACACUAAAGGAAAAACCCACAAAUUCUGCUGCUGUCCUGUCACCGGCAGGUUUUGGCAGUACAAUACAGAUGACUCCAUCAGCACCAAAAGGAAAACUUCCUAUUCUACCUUACUCAAGGAUGAAAAAUUCAGUGUUGUGUAAAUCUAAGCAGAAUAAUAAUGUUACGGAUGUAUCUGGUCCUUCAUUAAGAUCUGAAAGUGAAAAGAUACCAGCUUUGGCGAAAACUUGUCAUAUUCCUGCUAAAGCAUCUGAUAAGCGGUCAGCUGUAUCAUUUACGCAAGUCCCCAAACAAACCAUUCGAGAAAAUACAUUAUCUCCAUCCAAUAAAGUGGAUAUCGACAGUCUUAAAAAAUUGAACAGUGCAGCCUCUCUAAGAAGAGGCAGGAAAAGAAGAUCCCCAGAUGAUUUAUUGGCUUUUCAGACCAAGCGAAGGAAAUGCGUCAUAAGUAAGUUUAGAGAAGGAAGAGAGAAGGCAAAAGUUGAUCUUCAGCCACCUGAAGACAAAAAAGCGGAGGCAGUAAAGAAAUACCGUAGUAUUAGACCAAAACCUGUGGUAGUUGUGCAGGCUUUUGCACCGCUGACUUCUGCAGCAAUAAUAGAGGCACCGUCUCCUGACCGUUUAGACCAAGACAUUUUUUUAAAUAGUUCAUUUCCCAAUAAAUAUUUAAGUUACAAGCACAGUGAUGCAACAUCAGCUCAAUCAAGUGAUUUAAGUAGAAAUGCAUGCUCAACCGUACCUAGGCCAUCACAUAAAUGUCAUGUUUGUAACCAUAUAUUCCAGUUUAAGCACCAUCUUCAGGACCACAUGAACACACAUACAAACAAACGGCCUUACAGUUGUCGAAUUUGCCGGAAAGCCUAUAUUCAUUCUGGAAGCCUGAGCACACAUAUGAAACUCCAUCACAAUGAAGGCAAACCUAAAAAGCUUGUGUGCUGUGAAUUCUGCGCUAAAGUUUUUGGCCAUGCAAAAGUGUAUUUUGGCCACCUCAGAGAAGUGCACAGGGUUGUUAUCAGCACAGAGCCCUCUACUAGUGAUCAGCAGCUGCAAGAUGCUUUAAAGAAGAGAGGCACAAAUACAAAAGAGGCAGAAGAAGCAACAGAGAGGGGAAAUAAAUGCAAUUUUGAGGACCUAUUCCAUAACCCAGGAGAAGUGAAAUUACAGAUCAAAUGUGGUCGAUGCCAGUUUGUUGCCCAGUCUUUUGGUGAAAUGAAGUUUCACUUACUGUGCUCUCAUGGAGAAGAGAUCCAGGGAAGAGUAAAGGAAGGGGUUUUGCAAGGAAAUAGAGGAGCUAAGGGGGAUCUGAUCAAACACACAACCCCCUUCUGGAGACAGCGCAAUGAGAGAAGACAUUUAGCAAAAUGCAGUGGCCAUGAGGAGUUUUAUGCUUUUCCAAAACUGAAAAGGCAGAUACACUUUCACCGUCAAACUAAUGUUGAUAUGUUACCUAAAAGUGAGCUAACUCAGUCAGGAAGCGGUGAAGCAGCCAAGGAGAUGCAGAAUGUAGGUUUUAGUGCGCCAAGCAAAAAAAUAGAAAUUUGGUCUAAAGCAGGCUAUAACUGCAUUUUGUGCAAACAGUUAUUUGGAAGAAAAGAGGAUCUUUGUACUCAUUGGCAGAGUCAUCAUAACUGUGAAGACCCUUCCACUUUAUGGACAAUUUUUAGUUUGUUAUCAAAACAAGGAAUUAUUGAACUUUCUAAUAAUGGUGAAUAUUGAAGAUCAGUUCUACGAUGCU
Molecule: messenger RNA, 2611 nt
Organism: Leptosomus discolor (cuckoo roller)
Lineage: Eukaryota; Metazoa; Chordata; Aves; Leptosomiformes; Leptosomidae
Gene: ZNF438
Product: zinc finger protein 438
Biological process (GO): regulation of transcription by RNA polymerase II
Cellular component (GO): nucleus
Molecular function (GO): sequence-specific DNA binding; DNA-binding transcription factor activity, RNA polymerase II-specific
Source: RefSeq, a predicted model, not a curated record